UGUUCGCCCAUGGGCAGCACUGUUCCGGUAAACACGCGCGGUACACCGCCGUUUUAUCCACCUAAAUACGCAAAAAAACAGCACUUUGCGGCAACUUGGCGCGAUUUGCAGUUUGGUUUAGCUAGCCCCCUCCAAGCCAACCGCCAGCGACGGCCAUGCUGGCCAAUCUGCGCUCCUGCAGCGGCCACCUGUUGCAUCACAGCCUCCGAAAUGCCAGAAUUCCACGACGCAGCUGGGCGAGCACGACGGCUGGAAAGGAUCAGCCGGCGGAGGACAGCCUGACCAUUGGCGAUGUGAGCGUGCGGCUGCGCAAGCCAAAGGAUCCGCAGCUGGUGCCUCAGCAGUACGUGAAAUACGCCGAGGAUGGCAGCCUUCAGCUGUCGCAAUCGGCACUGCACCACCUGCGCUGGAUGCUGCAGAAGGAUGCGCUGCGCCAGGACAUGUUCCUACUGGGACAACCGGGUCCCCUGCGCCGCCAGCUGGCCAUGCAGUUCCUAGAGCUGACGCAGCGCGAGGUGGAGUACGUGGCCCUGAGUCGGGACACCACCGAGAGCGAUCUGAAGCAGCGACGUGAGAUCCACGACAGGGCGGCCAUCUUCCACGAUCAGGGGGCCGUACGAGCGGCGCUCAAUGGUCGUGUCCUGGUCCUCGAUGGAGUGGAGCACGCGGAACGCAAUGUGCUGCCCAUACUAAACAAUCUGCUGGAGAAUCGCGAGAUGCACCUGGAGAGCGGCAAGUUCCUCAUGUCGCCGGAGCGUUACGACAAGCUCCUAGAGAAACACUCGCGGGAGCAGCUGGACGAAUGGGGUCUGCUACGCGUAUCGGAGCAAUUUCGGGUGGUGGCCUUGGGUCUGCCCACCCACAAGUACAAGGGCACGCCACUGGAUCCGCCGCUGCGCUCCCGCUUCCAGUCCCGCAAUGUGACCACAUAUUCCUACGGCGAGCUGUACGAGGAACUGCAGCAGGAGGCGCCUUCUGUGCCCGGCGAGCAGCUGAAGCAGCUGCUCACAUUCGCCUUGACCCUGCAGCAGGCGGAUCCGGCGCUCCAACUGCCCGACUUUCCCAUCCACAACCUAGCAUUGGGUGUCAAGAUGCUGCAGGCUAAUCCCUCGCUGAGUCUGCACGAUGUCAUCAGUCGCAUUUAUCCAUACCAAGCCAUGCUGAAGCCCGACCAGAAGAAGCGCGUCGAGGAGCUACUCAAGAAGCUGGAUAUCCAACUGGUGCCCAGUCCAAGCAUUAAGAAAAUCGAGAGUCAGAGCCAGGAAGACAACCGGAUCCACAUAAAACUGGACGCACUGCAGCUAAAUCUGCCUGGAGGUCAGACUCCACCGGCUGCUAGCAACUUUGUGGAUUUACCGCAUCAGAGGCAAGCACUCGCCAGUCUGCUGCAAGCCUACGCUGUGGGGGAUGUGUGUCUCGUGGGCGAGAAGGGUGUCGGCAAGCUGACCCUGACCCAGGAGCUCCUCCGCCUGCUGCAGCAAACCUCAGAGCCCAUGAUGCUGUACGAGGACAUGACCAGCAGGGAUAUCGUCCAGCAGCGUAUCACGAGUCCCCAAGGGGACACCGUGUGGAGGGAUUCACCGCUGGUGCGAGCCGCCAAAUCAGGAUCCGUGGCGGUUCUCAAUGGACUGCAUCGCCUACACAAGAGCACCGCCAGCGUUUUGCAGCGCCUCAUCCACGAUCGCGAACUGCAGCUGUGUGAUGGCACCACCCUGCUGGGAGCAAAUCGCUAUCAGGCACUGCUCCAGCAGGGAUUCUCCAAGGAAGAGCUGGGUAAACUCGGUUUCCUGCCCAUGCAUGAGUCCUUCCGCGUGGUGGCUUUGGCGGAACCUCCGCGUCUUGGCGGCGGACAACCCAGCUGGCUGACACCCGAGCUGCUCAGCCUGUUCCUCUACCAGGAACUGCGUCCCUUGCGCCACAGCGAAGAGGAGGAACUGCUGGCGCAGCUGUGCGGCGGAGAUCUACCUGCGGGCAUGGAGCCACUGCUGAAACUGGCCCAACUGCUGAGAUCUUCACAGGAGCCGCUGCUCCAGGGACUGGCGGGCACCCUCUCCCCCCGGCAACUACUGAAAUUGGCCCGCCGUUUGGCAGCCUAUCCGGAGAGUGAGCUCAGCGAUGUGCACGAAAUGCUGCAGAACACUUUCCUGGCCAGAUUUAUGCCGGCCCUGUCGCGGGGUGCCUUGGAACAGGCCAUCCAACAGGUGGGCAUCAAGCCGCGUGGGAAUAGGGCGACAAACAAAAAAAAUCGAAUUGCUGUGGAGGAGAACUCGCUGCGCAUCGGCUCCACACGCUGGCCACUGGGCAAUCCGACGCAGGCGCAGCUAUCCAAGGUGCCCCACACCUUGUUCUACGAGAUGCCGCAGCAUGUCCAGCUGCUGGAGCGUCUGCUGCAGGACUACCUCAUCGGCGAGCACCUCCUUCUGGUUGGCAACCAGGGAGUUGGCAAGAAUAAGCUGGUGGACCGCCUGCUGGAACUGAUGCAGCGUCCUCGAGAGUACAUCCAGCUGCAUCGCGACACCACGGUGCACAGUCUGACGCUCCAGGCGACGCUGAAGGAUGGCCAGGUGUCGUACGAGGACAGCGCCCUGGUCCAAGCUGUACGAACUGGUCAUGUUCUUGUCGUGGACGAGGCGGAUAAGGCGCCAGUAAAUGUCACCUGCAUACUGCGAACUCUGGUCGAGAGUGGCGAGAUGGUGCUGGCCGAUGGGCGGAGGAUUGUGCCGCCGGGAGAAGGCGGUAGGGUGCCCAACUCGAUUGAAACCCAUCCCGAUUUCCGGCUAAUAGUUCUGGCCAAUCGUCCGGGUUUCCCCUUCCUGGGUAACGACUUCUUUGCCGCCCUGGGCGAUGUCUUCAGCUGCCACGCCAUCAGCAAUCCCGAUCCGGAUUCCGAGAUCUUCCUACUGCAACAGUAUGGACCCAAGGUGCCCAUCAAAACGCUACGCACCCUGGUUAAUGCGUUCGGUGAACUGCGAACUCUCGCUGACGAGGGAAUGCUCAACUAUCCGUACUCCACACGAGAGGUGGUGAGCAUUGUGAAGCAUCUGCAACGCUAUCCGGAGGAGAACAUGUCCGAGGUGGUGGGCAAUGUGCUGGACUUCGAUCGCUAUCAACCGGAGGCACUGCAGCAGGUCACCCAAGUGUUGGCCAAGCACGGCAUCGAGUCCUACGCCGAGGAGGAGAUCCAGGCCAUAAGGAAGCAGAAGAUCCUGCAGGCGUCCGUGAAUCGGCACAGUGGACUGGGCGUCUCCGGUCCAAAGUUCGGCAAGCUGGAUCCCAAGAACGAACCGCAUGUCGGCGGCAACACGUGGGCUGGUGGCAGUGGUGGUCGUGACACCGCCGGACUGGGCGGCAAGGGUGGCCCGUUCCGCCUGGACAAGGGCCACAAGGUUCAUCAGCUGAGCGACGAGGAGAAGGCCGAUGUGCCCGAGGAGAUCAAGCGGGCAGCGCGCGAAAUGAACCGCAAGGCGUUCGAGGACAAGCUCAAGGAGAUCAAGAUGUCCGCCCACGACCACAAGCUGUAUGCGCAGUUCAGCGAACCCAAUCGCAAGCAGGUGCAGCAACUGAAGGCCGUCCUGGAGGCCAUGCAAACGAAGAGCAAGGAGCGCCAGUGGCAGAAGUAUCAAACCCACGGCGAUCUGGAUGACACGCGGCUGGUGGAGGGCAUCACCGGCGAAAAGAACAUCUAUAGGCGACGGGCGGAGGCCAAUCCCUGGGCUGAUCAUGUCCAGGAGAAGCCCAAUCGACUCAAGCUGGUCGUGGAUGUAUCAGGUUCGAUGUACAGGUUCAAUGGCUACGAUGGACGGCUGGACCGUCAGCUGGAGGCCGUGGUCAUGGUGAUGGAGGCCUUUGAGGGCUUCGAGAAGAAGAUCGUCUACGACAUCAUCGGCCACAGCGGCGAGGGCUGGGAGAUUCCGUUCGUGACCGCGGGCAGUCCGCCGAAGAACGACAAGGAGCGAUUCGAGGCCAUCCGGAUGAUGCACGCCCACUCGCAGUUCUGCUGGUCCGGCGACUCCACGGUGAAGGCGGCGCGGGAGGCCUGUUCCACGCUGGGUGCGGAGCAGGACUAUGACAACGCCAUCGUUGUGGUCCUCAGCGAUGCCAAUCUGCAGCGCUACGGCAUCGCCCCCAAGGAUCUGGCUGUGGCCCUCAAGCGGGGCGAGCCGAAGGUCAAGGGCUAUGCCAUCUUCAUUGGCAGUCUGGCCGAGGAGGCGGAUGACAUCAAUGCGGAAAUGCCGGCUGGUCAGAGCUUUGUGUGCAUGGACCUCACCAAGCUACCUCACAUCCUGCAGCAGAUCUUCACCUCGUCGCUGCUUUAGUGCAAUUUCUAGGAUUACGUUUAUGUUGAACACAGUGUUGAUAAUUCCAAUUAUAGUUAAGCCUAAAUUGAGUCUAUAAUAAA
Messenger RNA from Drosophila teissieri, 4399 nucleotides. RefSeq names its product von Willebrand factor A domain-containing protein 8 (gene c12.2). Gene Ontology annotation, molecular function: ATP binding; ATP hydrolysis activity. The transcript has 7 exons. Gene Ontology annotation, cellular component: cytoplasm. The record is from RefSeq and is a predicted model, not a curated record. Bases 156 to 4316 code for a protein of 1386 amino acids. Lineage: Eukaryota; Metazoa; Arthropoda; Insecta; Diptera; Drosophilidae.